ACACAAAUUCUCAUACGCACUAACCACGAUUGCUACAAAGUUCAUCGUCGGCCCGCUCUCGUCGAGGGCGGGCCAAAUGGCCUUCUUCUGCUGGCCAAAAUUGAGGGACUUCCGCUGGGCGUCUGUCACCCGGAUGUUCGACCCCGCGAAUUGCCACUGCCAGCGGCCCAUUGACGGAAUGGAGGCGAAGAGGCUCGCCCUCCUGCUCAGCCCGGACUCACAG
This is a messenger RNA of Mesorhabditis spiculigera, 223 nucleotides long. The record is from the annotation of a GenBank genome assembly. Lineage: Eukaryota; Metazoa; Nematoda; Chromadorea; Rhabditida; Rhabditidae.